Messenger RNA from Paramuricea clavata, 1820 nucleotides. The record is from the annotation of a GenBank genome assembly. Lineage: Eukaryota; Metazoa; Cnidaria; Anthozoa; Malacalcyonacea; Plexauridae.
CAUGUGAGCGUAUAUCCUCGUUUUUGGAUUCUUGGACAGAAUUUGGAGCCAGUCUCGCAGACAGAACUUGUGUCUCUAGUACUGUAUGGUCAUUAGACACUACUCUGUUUGUCGCAGUUGGCUGGAAUUUUAGAAGCAAUGGGUGUUUGUAUAAUAUGUUUCUACCAGUAUUUGUUUGUUCUUGUCUGGGUUAGUGUACGCUCAACUGUAUUUUCAUCACAAGCAAUGCGUUUAACCGCAACACAGUAAGUAUAGUUUCUAAAAUGUUUUUUCCUAUGUACAAUAUUGCCGCAUAACCAAACAAUUAAGAUAAUGUUGUUUACAGGUGAUAGGGCUAGGGGCCCACCAGGAACCUUAAUUAACAGGCUUUUUAUCUGGGCCUCUAGACUGUAGUUAUAUUCAGUAUAUGUUACAUAUUGAAAUUACUUCUUGAAGACCAAUUUAACUGAGCAACACAACUUUUGCCUAAAACUGUUACAUGCAACCUGCUUACAACUUGAGUUGUAUUGUGUGACUUGUGUUAAUGAAGCACGGCGAGCAACUCUAUCACCUACAACAACGUAUAGGCGUGUUUUGUGCUUGAUUUACAAAGCAUGCGAUAGUUUUAAUUAAGGCAAAUAAAGUUGUUAAAUGAUACAGUCAAAUGAAAUAAAGGAAAGAAAUGUUUUAGAAUACAGUAUAUAAUAUUUACAAAACAAAGCGGAAGUAGAAUAAUUAUGCAGAUUUAAUACAAUUGCAAUACGAAGAUAAAAAUGUUUCGUGGACUAUAUCUAAUGAGAGUCAGAGAUUGCUCUGUAUACCUUUGAAAAGCUUACAUGCAUCAUUCCAAGACACUACAAUUACAAAUGAUUUAGUUGGUUUCACGAGUCUGUCGAUAACUAGUUUCUUAAACAAAAAUUCUUUAAAUGGUUUCUUGAAUGUGUUACUGAUAUUAAAAGUAAUGUUAUUUCAGUAUAUGUAUUUAACGAUGCAGUUAUUCCUAGAAAUUUGCAAGUUCCCAAACUAUCUACUUGUUGUGUGUAUAUUUCACUAAUUUAACACUUCGUGUCUGAACUACCUAAAAAGAUGCCUUAAACAUGGUGGCCCAGUGUAGGUAGUAUUCUACAAUAAGCUGUCGGGGUUUAUGUCUGAACUACAUGAAAAAGUCUCAAACAUGGUGGCCCAAUAUAGGUAUAGUAUUCUACAAUAAGCUGUCGUGUUUUUAUUUCUGAACUGCCUGAAAAAGAUAUCUCAAACGUGGUGGUUCAGUGUAGGUAUUCUACAAUAAGUUGUCGUGUUUUCGCUGUCUGAACUACCAUCUGAAAAGAUAUCUCAAACGUGGUGGUCCAUUGACCAUUGUGGAUAGUAUUCUUAAACGAGCUAUCUGGUAUCUUGUGCAUUCUAUUGUUUAUAACGGAGUCAUUAAUUACCUUUUCUAGGUACUCAUUAAUAUUAAGUACCAUUUAUCAAAAUAUCAGAGGUCACGCGAACACUGCCUGGAUACAACUAGCCAACUGUCGCUGGCAAACCGCUUCAAAUAGUUUUAAUUCCAUAGCAUGUUUUGUCGAUAUAGAUCCAAGAUUCAAGCGUAUCUUAACGCGCAGACCAAUUUAACAGAUGAGCUGCUAGUUGGUUAUGACAAGAGGUUUAUACCAACUAUCCCAGGUGCGCAUAAGCUAAACACAUAAAAUCUAACUUUAUUAAUGAAUUCUAAUAAUAUUCUAUUCUUAUCGUUUUACCUUCAUUAAAAAAGUUGAAAUAUUUAUUAUCAUGUUUUCUAGGGGAACCUUUAAAAGUCAAACUUGAAAUCAAAAUUCCGGAAGUCUUAAGAUUGGAUGAAC